UGUUGAGAUGGGUUAGUUUAUUGCCUCUCAGUGGUUGGUUGGCUGUGUUGUGUAAGUUUUCUUACAGGAGACCACGUUGGAUCAAUGAGCAAUAAUUGGUUUGUCACAAACAAUAAGGCGUGCGAUUCAGCGUUGAAUAAUAUAAUUAUUGAAAAGCUUAGCUGGCUAGCUUACUCGGCUGAUAGGAGUGGAGCAAGGAAGACAGAAUGGGCGAGGAAAUGAACGAUAAUAAGUUCAAUACAAAUUGUGCUUCUAUUGCUAACAACAUGGGGGACGUGAAUCACACCGUAGAUUGCGAUGUGAAAUACUACACGUUGGAAGAAAUUAAGUCUCGUAAUAUGUGCAAAGAAGCGUGGCUUGUCAUCCACGAUAAAGUCUAUGAUAUCACGAGUUUCCUGGAGGAGCAUCCUGGAGGGGAGGAGGUUCUGUUGGAGCAGGCAGGCUCAGAUGCCACGGAGAGCUUUGAGGAUGUAGGCCACUCUACAGAUGCCAGAGAGAUGCUCAUCCAGUACUACAUAGGGGAGCUCCAUAUGGAUGACCGGAAGAAGGACUGCACAACGGAAGCACACAUCACAACAUCGGGAGAUGGCUCCAGCUCUUGGACCGCGUGGUUGAUACCUGCUAUAGCUGCGGUUGUUUUGGGUGUCAUGUAUCGAUAUUACAUGCUGGAGCACAAGUCUUCCUGAUCCCUGAUGCUAUCGUCUUUUACUGUCUGUAGGGCUUCACAUGUUUGAACAAACCCGUACUUUUCAGACGAAAACCUUUGCCCCAUUCAACUUACACACUGUCCUACCCAUGGAGGAAAGGGGUGAAAUGAAGUAACCCCUUCCCCCAGCUCUCUUCCUUGACCUCUUCCAGCAGGCAGUGGGGCGAGAUCCGGAUUAUGUCUCCCCACAACUUCAUUGAAUUGUUUUCUAAUCUGUUCAUUAAAUUUUUUACUCAUUCUGCCUUUUAUUGUAUGGUGUCUUAAGUUACUUCAUAUAAAAGUGAUCUAAACUGUUCCAUCUUUGUUUAAUUUACUCAAUUUGUUUCAGGCAUGUUUAGUGGCCCAUCUUUAUGUUCUAGUUUGAUGACCGGAAUAUAUUGAUGUGCAAUGCAAACAGUAUAUGGUGUUAUAGAAAUUCAUGCAAAUUGUAAUUUAAUUCUUUAGGAAACGUAAAUCAUUCCUUCGAAACAAUUGUAGUGAAACAAUUACUUGAUUUUUAACAAUCAUAGUUAAACUGAAUAUUUGAUGUUUAGCUAUUCAUUGCAUUGUAUACAUAAAGUCAACGUAAGCCUUAAAUAUAUUCUAUUUGCAUUAAAGGUUGUACAUCUGUAUUCUCUAUACAUUAAUUUGAUUGCAAUUGAUAUUUAAGUGAAAUGUAGUCACCAAAUGUUUGCAAUUAUUUGUACAUUUAAGCAUUUCUUUGGUGAUACUAUGGACAUUUUUAGGUAUGAGAAUUGAUGUAAUAUAUAAAUUGUAUUAAUAUUGGAUACAUGAUACUGCAUUACAAACAUUGUGCAGGAUAUGAUUGUCGUUUCCUCUGCACGUCCUUUCCCAAUUAAAGUUCAAGAACAUAAAUUCUGCUCAAUGAA
Esox lucius (northern pike) is the source of this 1575-nucleotide messenger RNA. Its product is annotated as cytochrome b5. Gene Ontology annotation, cellular component: membrane; intracellular membrane-bounded organelle. The transcript has 5 exons. NCBI's taxonomy places the organism in Eukaryota, Metazoa, Chordata, Actinopteri, Esociformes, Esocidae. Gene Ontology annotation, molecular function: heme binding. The record is from RefSeq and is a predicted model, not a curated record. Bases 207 to 686 code for a protein of 159 amino acids.